ACAAAAUGGCGGAAAAUGUGAUGGUGUGAUGUCUUUUCGUAACAAUUUAAGUCACAUGUAUAAGUGAAUACGAUGUCGUUUUCAAAUGCGACUAAAGUAUUUAUCGUUUCGAUGUUAGCCGUACCGAUUACGUAUAUAUUUAACGGUUUAAUGAUCUAUUUGAGAUGGGACGUGAAUCAUCCCAUUUGUUUACUAUCGUCUGUUAUUUUCUUAAUUAUCGCUAUGUGCUUUUUUAUCGUUUUCAUAACGAGAAAAUCGCCUCCAAUUUUGAAUUUUUAUGAAUAUAUACAUUUCUGUGUGUUUGCUAUAUUUUCCUUUACUGGAGUUAUUACUUUGAUAACUGGUCUUGAACUGGAUGGAAUUAUUUCAGGAUUUAUGAGUGCAUUUUUAAAAAAUGGAGAACCAUAUUUACGCUCUGCACAUGGUGCAAUGAUUUCCUAUUGGAAUGGUACUGGAAUGUAUGCCAUGUAUCUAAUGAUGAUUGCAGCAAUAACAUGGAACAAUACAUUUUAUGAAGUUGCAUUGUUUUGGUGUGGAUCUAUUUCCAACAGUAUGGUUGUAUUGUUAUUAGGCAUACUUACUGGUAAACAUGGCAUUACUUUGGGUUCUUUACUCUAUUUUCCAUAUAUCAUUAUUCCUCCCGUAAUUUUAUUACAAUUGAGGCAUCAAAAACAAGUAUAUCAAGUAAGUCAAAACACAAAAUGUCUGUUUCAAGUAUUUCCAGAUAUUUUAGAUGAGAUAGAGUCAAUGUUCAAUGUAUUAGAUGUGCCCUAUCAAAAAAGAUGUCACAGUCCUGAUCAGAGGCAAAGGCCACUAAGUUCAUACAUAGCUGUUCUAGAUACAAACAUAAUUUUUGUACAGAACUAUUUGGAAAAUAUAGAACCAUAUCUUGGCUUAAAAGAUCCAGCUCCAUUUCCUAAAAUGCAGAUGCUGGUAUAUUUGUUUUACUUUCUUCCAAUAUAUAUAAUUAGUAUUUAUGGACUCUCAUAUCCUGGCUGUACUUGGAUGAUUGAUCUUAGUUUAUUUCAUGCUGGAGCAGCAUUACAAGCCCAAAUCUCUCACAUGGGAGCUUCUUUACAUCCACGUACACCAUAUAUCUUGAGAGUUCCACCAGAUUUAUAUGCACGGUCUGUGUUUUGGAUAAUAAAUCUCAUUUUAGCUAUUAUUCCUCAAUUAAUUGCAUAUCGUUGUAUGGAUCAACCAGAAUUAUUUGUUUCUCAAUCCUCAACAAUUAACAAAAAUGGCACAAAAUUGAAAAAUAAUUAAUUUAUGAGUUUUUAUUAUGGCUUUUUUUUUUAAUCUCAGAUUAUGUGAAUAAAUAAGUUUAAUGUUUGAAUUAAUUCACGUAGAAAAAGUACAAGCAUUUUUAAUAAUAUAUUAAAAAGAAAUGUAGUAGUAUAAUUAUAGAAAAACAAGGUAUAGUAAUAACAGACAUUAAUAACAACAGUUUAUUUUGUCCUUGUUUUUUUAUAAUAAAAAUAAUUCUUAGUUCUAUAGCUUUUUGAUAUACAGAUAUAUUCCAUUGAUACAAUUCAUGGUCUAAUUUUGGAAAAAUGAAAAUCUUAUUGGAGUUGUGAAUUCUUUUAGGCUAUGUUUUAUAUUUUCAUAAUCAAAUACAUUGCUCAAACCAUUAAUAUUUGCAACAAAGUUUUAAAAUAUUUUAUGCAUUGAUUUUGUUUGAUAUUUGUGUAUAUUUUGAGAAAUGAACUUGUUGUUUUAAGGAUAGAAUUAUUAUGGAAUUUGUUUUGAUCAUAGUAAACGAAUUUUAAAUGUUUAAUAUAUUCUGCUAAAUAAUCUAUAUUCAGUAACGUAUUUUUAUAGGAAGCUUUAUGAAUAUAAGCAUAUAUCAUAUUUAUAAUAAGAGCUAAACAGUUUCAGAGUCCUGCUUCUGAAUAUAUGUCUGUAAUAGAAUAUGUCUAUCAUAUAAACAUGAAGUGAGUUUAAGCUAUUUAAAUCAAACAGUCUUCCUGUCCCACAAAUUCAUUUUUCUGUUUUUAUAUCUUUGUGGUAAACAUCUUAAUAUGGAUGAUCGAAAGAAUCAAAUUAAACUGUUUUUAUUUAACUAUUUUGAUCAUUAAUACUAAGAUGUUUACCAUGUAUUAGAAUAUGUCUGUAAUAAAUCUCUUAUCAAAAUUCCAUCUUAAAAUAUUUUGUAUCUUUGUCUUUCAAACUUUAUUAUUUGCUAUGAAGCAAUAAGACAUUGUGACAGCAGAAUAAUUUUUUACUAUAAAUAAAGGAUUUUGCUAGAUUAAGAAUU
Molecule: messenger RNA, 2257 nt
Organism: Centruroides sculpturatus (bark scorpion)
Lineage: Eukaryota; Metazoa; Arthropoda; Arachnida; Scorpiones; Buthidae
Product: transmembrane 6 superfamily member 1-like
Exons: 10
Coding region: 73-1266 (397 amino acids)
Source: RefSeq, a predicted model, not a curated record